CACUCGGCAAGGGAGCUGCCUCCUUCCCCUGCCCCUGCUUCCCGCAUCGCCUAUAAAUCCCGCGCGUGGCUGCCGGGGGACAAUUCGCGGAGAGACGGCGUGCGUGACGAGCAAGGCUGGGAGCGGAGAGGGGUCGCCAUGCGGGUGGCGAUCAUCGGCGCCGGCGUCAGCGGCUUGACCGCCCUCAAGUGCUGCCUGGCCGAGGGGCUGGCGCCCACCUGCUUCGAGCGGAGCCAGGACAUCGGCGGGCUCUGGCGGUACACGGAGCGCAUCGAAGAUUGCAGGCCCAGCCUCUACGCCUCGGUGGUCAGCAACACCUCGAAGGAGAUGUCGGCCUUCUCGGACUUCCCCUACCCCGAGGACUUCCCGGUGUUCAUGCCCCACGCUCGCCUCCUGGAGUACCUCCGGCGCUACGCGGAGCACUUCGGCCUCCGCCAGCACAUCCAGUUCGGGACCGCCGUCGUCAGCGUCCGGAAGCGCCCCGACUUCGCUGCCACCGGCCAGUGGGACGUCGUCACCGAGACGGACGGGACGCGGGCGUCGCACGUCUUCGACGCCGUGAUGGUCUGCAGCGGCAACUUCUGGGAGCCCACCCUCCCGCUGCAGUGCUUUCCCGGCAUUGAGAAGUUUCAAGGCCAAUACUUUCACAGCCGGCAGUACAAGCAUCCAGACAUGUUUCAGGGGAAAAGAGUCCUCGUGGUUGGCAUGGGGAACUCAGGAGUGGACAUUGCCGUGGAGGCCAGCCGCAUAGCUGCAAAGGUGAUGAUUUGCACUGGCCGAGGUGCCUGGGUAUUCAGCCGUGUAUUUGACCACGGCUACCCAUGGGACAUGAUUUUCAACACUCGCUUUAUGAGUCUGGUUAGGAACAGCCUCCCAGGGGCCCUCACACGAGGCUUAAUCAGCCACAAGGUGAACCAGCGGUUUAAGCAUGAAAACUAUGGCCUUCAGCCAGAGAACAGCUGCCUGGUACGUGAGCCUGUGUUGAACGAUGACUUGCCAAGCUAUAUCCUCACGGGGAAGAUCACCAUAAAGCCAGGCGUGAAGGAGUUCAAGGAAAACUCAGUCAUUUUCUACAACUGCCCUGAAGAGGAGCCUAUUGAUAUUGUCGUCUUCUGCACAGGCUACAACGUUUCUUUCCCAUUCCUUGAAGAAGCAGAUAUCAAGGUGGAAAACAAGCAUGCAUCCCUCUACAAAUACGUGUUCCCAACUCAUUUGCAGAGGCCCACCCUGGCUGUUCUUGGGCUGAUCAAGCCACUUGGAGCAAUCAUGCCUGUGACAGAGAUGCAAGCACGCUGGGUGACUCGUGUCUUCAAAGGCUUGUGUCAGCUGCCUCCUCGGUCUGUCAUGGAGAAUGAAGUAAUGGAGAAGAAGAAAAACAAAGUUCGGUGGUUUGGCCUGUCCUUUGAUGAAGUCCUCAAAACUGAUUGCCUCGUGUAUUCAGAUGAGAUUGCCUCCUUCAUUGGUGCGAAACCCAACGUGCUGGCACUGCUCUUCAGAGAUCCCAAGCUGGCCCUCUCCAUUUUCUUUGGCCCCUGCACCCCCUACCAGUUCCGGCUGCAAGGCCCUGGGCAAUGGGAUGGGGCACGACAAGCCAUCCUUACCCAGUGGGACCGGAUCCUGAAGCCAACGAGAACGCGAGUUACCAGCAGCUCUUCCAGUGCCUGGCCAUCUUUCCUUACUCUGUUUGGGUUUCUUCUGCUCAUGGCAGCAGUGUUUUUUGCUUUCCAGUAGCCCUGAUGUGAUUUAAAAGCCUGUUUUUUUGUCCUGGGGAAUGUAAUCUCAGAUCAGACAGCUCCACAGGGUGUGCCAAGAGCGUGGAGGAUGAAAGGGAUUGCAACAGACAAGGAGAACAAGUUUAAAAUUUUAACCAAUAGCACCUAAAUUCUCUCUCCUGUAGCUUCAUCUUUGUGGGCCUGCUUAGCUGACGAAGCUGGUCAUGCCACCCUUCCCCCCUUCUUGCCCCCAAGCAUUUUCCCCUGUCGCCGUGCUCCUCUCUGACCUGCCCCCAUUGCUGCUGGUGUGAUCACUGCUCGCUAACUUACUCUGCAAAGCAUGUCUGAACAGCUCCAACUAAGCUCCUUGUCCAGACUGGACUGACCUACAGGCAGACUACACAACCUGCAAGAAUUGCUUCGAACACUGUUGUUGAACCUGCAGCCAGAAAGUAAAACAAAUGCCUAGCCCUGCUGCAAAUCGGCCACGAAUUGGUGUCUUUCAAAGAGGCUUUAGUCCUGCAAGAAGCUACCUGGACCGGUUACGCAGGUCGGGCUGUACCUUCUUAGGACCUUAGAGCUUAGGAGCCGAAACACUUAAGCUGGGUUGAACUGGUGCAUCUUUUCAGUGAAGGGCCCUGCGUUUCACCUCUCUCCCGCCCUGGGCGCUUGUUCGGGAGGCAGUGGCUAGGACCUGAGUAAAGCUGGGCGGUCUUAGCUUCCCCAAGAUGGUGCAAUUCCUGGGCUUGCUUUCUGUAUGGAGAGUCUUUUGCACAAUAAAAGCUUUAUCAGCAGGA
Molecule: messenger RNA, 2509 nt
Organism: Rhea pennata
Lineage: Eukaryota; Metazoa; Chordata; Aves; Rheiformes; Rheidae
Gene: FMO1
Product: flavin containing dimethylaniline monoxygenase 1
Exons: 9
Coding region: 139-1731 (530 amino acids)
Molecular function (GO): flavin adenine dinucleotide binding; NADP binding; N,N-dimethylaniline monooxygenase activity
Source: RefSeq, a predicted model, not a curated record